This is a messenger RNA of Schistocerca americana (American grasshopper), 1025 nucleotides long. It is a transcript of the gene Prpk, whose product is annotated as EKC/KEOPS complex subunit TP53RK. Gene Ontology annotation, cellular component: EKC/KEOPS complex; nucleus; cytosol. NCBI's taxonomy places the organism in Eukaryota, Metazoa, Arthropoda, Insecta, Orthoptera, Acrididae. The transcript is spliced from 2 exons. The record is from RefSeq and is a predicted model, not a curated record. Gene Ontology annotation, biological process: protein phosphorylation. Gene Ontology annotation, molecular function: protein serine/threonine kinase activity; ATP binding. Bases 152 to 856 code for a protein of 234 amino acids.
AGACUAUCUUACGUGAUGUAGAUCUUUGCUUGGAACUGGAACUCGUGGCCACGCUUCAGUGUAAUUGUUUAUGUUUACAUCUUGUUCAGUUGUUACUCAGUAGGAUGUAGAGCGGGAUACUUAUUCAGUUUCAUGGAUUAUAUGCUUUACCAUGGGAUUUGAGCAGCAUUUCACACUGAUAAAACAAGGGGCAGAGGCCAAACUUUAUAGAGGCUCAUAUCUAGGAAAGCCUACAAUAGUGAAGGAACGAUUCAAAAAGAGUUACCGCCACCCCGAUCUGGAUGAUUACCUGACAAAGGAAAGAAUAAAAGGCGAAGCUCGAGCUAAUCUCCGGUGUAAGAUGGCAGGUUUACGUACUCCUGCAAUUUAUUAUGUGGAUUUUGAAACCAGAAGAAUAUUCAUGGAAGACCUCCAUCAAUGUGUGACUGCGAAAGAUUUCAUAACAAAUCUACAAGAGAAUGGUUCAUCUGUCGAACAUACUCGUACCGCGCUAGGAAAACGGUUGACUGAUUUAGCACAUGAGAUUGGGAAAACUAUAGGUAUUAUGCACGCCAAUAACAUAAUACACGGCGACCUAACUACCUCGAAUAUUCUUUUAAAUAACGAAGAGACUACUGUGAACAGUUUGGUUUUAAUAGACUUUGGUCUUAGUUACAUAGAGUCAAAUGCAGAGGAUAAAGGUGUUGACUUAUACGUGCUUGAAAGAGCAAUAAUCAGCACGCAUCAAAACGCAGAUUUAUUUUUUCAAGAAGUAGUGAAUGCAUAUAAAAAGCAGAACAAGAAGCAAUCUGCUGACGUUUUGAAGAAACUCGAAGAUGUGCGAGCAAGAGGACGAAAACGGACAAUGGUUGGAUAAAUUCUGAUUGAUGGUUACAGCAAAUUACAGAACCUAAGAACAAGUAAUGAGACUAUGGUGGCCCUGUGUUGCGUUCCCAGUACUAUACUAAGAAAUACAACUUGACAUUGAUGUAGGCCUGUAUGGAAAACUGUGCUUCAAAUAUAAAGAACUGCAGUUGCAAUUUGAA